GACUCGUGCGAUUGUUUAAUGCUAGUGCUUUUUCAAGUUUUGCUUCGUUUGCAGAGAUUGUUUAAACUGAUAAUGGAGAAUUUCAGAAAGUUAAAGAAGUUGCGCAUCUCGGACAAUGCAGAGUCCGAGGAUGACGCCUGGUCUUGGCCAGGUGUCAUAAGGGUGCUCCCGAAGGAUGCGGAGGACAUGUGUCAUACACCGGACGUCAAAUGGGUGGUGGUUGUAACUCCGGACGACAUCGCCUCGUCUCUCGUCCAAUAUAUAGACCGGCGAUAUCCGGAAGUUACGGAAUGGAUGGUGGAGACACCGUCGGGUGAGACCGGUGUGGACAGAAAGGAGCCGAAGAAAUGGAAGAAGAGCUCGUCGAGCGUAAAAGGCCUUGGUGGAAAAAGUUGUUUUGCUGUUGAAAGACAUAAACCCAUUCUCUGGCCAGGCCUUGUUGCGCAGAUAUCGACUUUCCACCGAAUGUAACAUCGCCACUCGGAAGUGACCAUUCACUCGAAUAUGACACUCACUAGGAAUUGACUUUUCACCCGUCUACGACUGAAUCGACUGGACUUGACUUUCCAUCCCAAUUUAAGGAUGGAUACUUCGACACUAUUCGAGAUUUGGUUAAAGAGCAUUUAGAACAACGACGGUGACAUCAAGCAUUGUUCUCGUGUUUAAUUAAAGGCUGUUUAAAUGACUAUAACUGGCCAAAACAACUUAUAUUCU
Messenger RNA from Centruroides sculpturatus (bark scorpion), 714 nucleotides. RefSeq lists its product as uncharacterized. NCBI's taxonomy places the organism in Eukaryota, Metazoa, Arthropoda, Arachnida, Scorpiones, Buthidae. The coding region runs from base 19 to 471 and encodes 150 amino acids. The record is from RefSeq and is a predicted model, not a curated record. The transcript has 2 exons.